Messenger RNA from Molossus molossus (Pallas's mastiff bat), 1011 nucleotides. It is a transcript of the gene TNFRSF6B, whose product is annotated as TNF receptor superfamily member 6b. The transcript has 3 exons. Lineage: Eukaryota; Metazoa; Chordata; Mammalia; Chiroptera; Molossidae. The coding region runs from base 52 to 1011 and encodes 319 amino acids. Gene Ontology annotation, molecular function: protein binding. The record is from RefSeq and is a predicted model, not a curated record.
GACGGGACAGGCUGCUCCGCUGAGCCCGCGGCUCCUGCUCCAAGGAGGACCAUGAAGACACCCGCGAGGCCGCCGCUGACCCUGCCGUGGGCACUGCCGCUCCUGCUGCUGGUGCUGGCCCCGUGCGGGGUGGCAGGGGACGUGCCCACCUACCAGUGGUGGGAUGCGGACACUCGGGAGUGGCUGACCUGUGGCCAGUGCCCCCCGGGCACCUUCGUGCACCAGCCGUGCGGCCGGGACCGCCCCACAGCCUGCCGCCCGUGCCCGCCGCAGCACUACACGCGGUUCUGGAACUACCUGGAGCGCUGCCGGUACUGCAACGUCAUCUGCGGGGAGCACGAGGAGGAGGCGCAGCCCUGCUCCGUGGUCCACAACCGCGCCUGCCGCUGCCGCCCUGGCUUCUUCGCGCUUGCGGGCUUCUGCCUGGAGCACUCGCCAUGCCCGCCUGGCUAUGGCAUGGUUGCCCUCGGCACCCCCACCCAGGACACGCAGUGCCAGCAAUGCCCUCCGGGCACCUUCUCAGCCAACAGCUCCAGCUCAGAGCAGUGCCAGCCCCAUCGCAACUGCACGGCCCUGGGCCUGGCCCUCAACGUGCCGGGCACCCCAUUCCAUGAUGCCAUGUGCACCAGCUGCAGGGGCUCCCCACUCAGCACACCAGAGCCAGGGAGUCCAGGUGACUGGAAGGGGGCAGGAGCGGAGGAGUGUGAACGCGCCCUUGUGGACUUCGUGGCUUUCCAGAACCUCUCCUUCAGGAGGCUCCUGCAGCUGCAGCAGGCCCUGGGGGGCCCGGGGGCCCAGAGCCCCCCACAGCUGUGGGAGGACUGGCAGGACCGUGUGUCCUUGCAGCAGCAGCUGCGGCAGCAGCUGACGGAACUCCGAGAGGCGCGGCCCGGGGCGCUGAUGGCAGGGCUGCUCCAGGCCCUGCACACAGCCAGGUUGCUGGGGCUGGAGCGCACGGUCCGGAAGCACUUCCUCCAGCCCACGGAGCCCCCUCCCUAUUUAUUGUACUGA